Lodderomyces margitis is the source of this 261-nucleotide messenger RNA. RefSeq lists its product as uncharacterized. Lineage: Eukaryota; Fungi; Ascomycota; Pichiomycetes; Serinales; Debaryomycetaceae. The coding region runs from base 1 to 261 and encodes 86 amino acids. Gene Ontology annotation, cellular component: mitochondrion. The record is from RefSeq and is a predicted model, not a curated record. Gene Ontology annotation, biological process: mitochondrial respiratory chain complex IV assembly. The transcript has a single exon.
AUGUCAACCGCAUCAAAAAUCACCCUUGGUGCAUCAAUAGCAUUUGCCGCCGGUGCAUUUGUAUUCAUCAACUACUCGCAACAAUCGGAACGAGCAGCAUUACGCCAGGGCCCAAUAAAGGAUGCUGAACGACAACGAGCUAAAAAGACGCAAAAACAACAAGCCAACGAGUUAGAGCAUCGUGAACAAGAAGAAAUGAAACGGAAAUUCGCCGCUUUGCAACCUUUAAGUGGUGAGAUUAUUCGUGGUGAAGAAGAAUAA